UAAUAACAACCAAAUUGUCAAUUCUUCUAGUCAGAAGCAAGUAUUAUAAAACAUUAUUAUUUACCAAAAAAUAUUGCGUACAAAGUUUUUUUUUUCGAAAGAGUUAAAAAUAAAUAGUUCAGGCGGGAAAAAUUAUCAAAUAAAUCAAAUGACUUAAAUUUUAAUAUGUUUAAAUUUAUCACUCGUCGCCUAAAGGAAACCGUAGAUGGAACUUGCUACUUUGUAGAUUCCGCCAAGGCUUGGGUUUGUGGUGUAGCACAACAACAAAUUCCACAUAAUGAUGUGAGUAAUUCAUACCACGAUAAGCAAGCUGGAAGAUUUUGUGAAAACUUUAAACCUCACGGGCUACAAUGCAGCUUUCAAGAAGCUUUUGGAAAACAUAUAGGUUUUCCAAAAAACUUUAAAAUAGAUGAGCAAUGUCAAAAAUUUUCUCAUACUAGUUCCAAAGGUUCUUCCUCAAGCAAUAGCGGCAAAGAGAGCGGUCAAAAGUUUAGAGAGGCGGAUCAGUUACGAGGUGACAUACUGGGUGCUUUAACAUGGAGUGGUGCGAUAAUGUGUGGCUGGUAUGCUACUCAAAUUCUUUGUAUGCAACGAAGAAAAUUUGGUUGGGAAAAUACUAGCCAAAACCGGUACAUAAAGUAUUUACAAGUUUCUACCAGAGCCGUUCAUACUAACGUUAUUGACUCUUAUCUUGUCCGAGCAACACCAAUUUUAAAACCUGAUAUCAUUAAUAGUCAGUUUAUCGAACAAAUCCCAAAAAGAGAACGAAGCCCAUCGAUCAGUUCUAAACUAACUGAAGAAGAAUCCAUCUUUGAGAGCUUCUAUUUGAAAAAUUUGGAAGACAUCUCUUUCGGUAAAAAAGCUAAUGCAGACUCUCCAAAAUUAGACCUUUUAAAUAAUUCGUCAGGUGAUUCUGGAUCCACUGCAUCGAGUUCUUCGAGUCGUCAAUCAGUUUCUGAAGCUGUGAACGAUCUCAUCGAUUAUAUUGGAGAUUGUGAAAAUAACAUGGCUUUGGAAUACAUUCAUAUUGGUGAUUACAAGAAAGCUGUUACCCACUUAAAAUUAGCUUCGAAUCAUCAUCAUCCGGGUGGAAUUUUUAAUUUGGGAGUUUGUUAUGAAAAAGGUUUGGGCGUUAAAAAAAGUUUACGCCGCGCAAUGGAAUGCUAUCAAGUGGCGUCUGGCUUAGGUCAUCCUACCGCAAUAUUUAACUUGGGAGUAUUUUAUGCACAAGGACUUGGCGGUUUGAAACAGGACAGAAAUGCAGCAGAAAAAUGUAUUACAACAGCCGCCAAGUUAGGACAACCCGAAGCUAUAAAUUUUUUAAAUUCUAUUGAAAGAGAAAACUUAAACCAAGCUUCAAUGGUAAAUAAAAUUCAGUUGAAACUUUAAGCAAUUUGGUCAAUGAAUUCAAAACAUUAGUUCUUAUAUUUUUGUUAAUCUUUAAAAGGAUAUUUUCGUUUCUUUAAAAUUUACAUAAAAAAUUUUUUUAAUGUUCUUAGGAUUUAGGAAAAUGUAAAUGAAUUAUUGUCCAAUAAAAAUUUUUGAAAAAAUACUGUACAACUUGA
This is a messenger RNA of Condylostylus longicornis, 1565 nucleotides long. RefSeq lists its product as uncharacterized. Gene Ontology annotation, molecular function: protein binding. The transcript has 4 exons. The record is from RefSeq and is a predicted model, not a curated record. Bases 166 to 1389 code for a protein of 407 amino acids. NCBI's taxonomy places the organism in Eukaryota, Metazoa, Arthropoda, Insecta, Diptera, Dolichopodidae.